Molecule: messenger RNA, 1287 nt
Organism: Brassica oleracea var. oleracea
Lineage: Eukaryota; Viridiplantae; Streptophyta; Magnoliopsida; Brassicales; Brassicaceae
Product: receptor-like kinase TMK3
Exons: 2
Coding region: 199-1287 (362 amino acids)
Biological process (GO): protein phosphorylation
Molecular function (GO): protein kinase activity; ATP binding
Source: RefSeq, a predicted model, not a curated record
GAUGUGCCCAAGUUCAGCGCAAGUGUGAAGGUGCUGACUUCUGGUGGCGGUGGUUGUGGCGAAAGUUCUAAGAAAUCAAGCAUUGUGAGGAUAAUUCUACCUGUGCUUGUUGGUGCAUUGUGUCUCGUUGGACUCGGAGUUUGCCUCUACGCCAAGAAGAGAAGGAGACCCGCUAAAGUUCAGAGUCCAAACACCAACAUGGUUAUCCAUCCUCAUCACUCUGGUGACAGCGAUGCGAUUGAACUCGCUGUUGCAGCCGAGAGCUCUUACAGUCACAGCGGAAGCGCCAACAGUGACAUACACGUCGUGGAGUCUGGGAACUUGGUUAUCUCCAUACAGGUUUUGAGGAGUGUGACGAACAACUUCAGCGAAGAGAAUAUCCUCGGGACAGGCGGUUUCGGUGUAGUUUACAAAGGUGAACUCAACGAUGGAACGAAAAUAGCUGUCAAGAGGAUGGAGUCGUCUGCUUCUGUUGUGAGUGAUAAGGGACUCGCUGAGUUCAAAUCAGAGAUCGAUGUUUUGACUAAAAUGCGUCACCGUCAUCUCGUUGCGCUUCUAGGGUACUGCCUUGAUGGUAACGAGAGGCUUCUUGUAUACGAGUACAUGCCACGGGGAACACUGAGCCAGCAUCUGUUCCACUGGAAAGAAGAAGAGCGGAAACCUCUUGAUUGGACUAGAAGGUUGGCUAUUGCUUUGGAUGUAGCUAGGGGUGUUGAGUAUCUACACACGUUUGCUCAUCAGAGUUUCAUCCAUAGGGAUCUUAAGCCAUCAAACAUCCUCCUUGGUGAUGACAUGAGAGCUAAGGUCUCUGACUUUGGGUUAGUCCGUUUAGCCCCUGAAGGAAACUACUCCAUCGAGACUCGUGUAGCUGGGACCUUCGGUUACCUUGCUCCAGAAUAUGCAGUGACUGGAAGAGUGACGACCAUGGUAGACAUAUACAGCCUGGGGGUCAUACUUAUGGAGCUAGUCACUGGACGUAAAGCCUUAGAUGUGACCCAACGUGAGGACAGCGUCCAUCUAGUGACAUGGUUCCGUCGUGUAGCAGCAAGCAAAGUCAGAGACGAAAACGCCUUCAAAAACGCAAUAGACCCAAACAUCAAGCUGGACGAAGAGACCUUAGCCAGUGUUGAAAAAGUCUGGGAGCUUGCUGGUUAUUGCUGUGCACGUGAGCCUUACCAAAGACCUGACAUGUCUCACAUUGUUAACGUUCUGUCUUCGCUCACAGUCCAAUGGAAACCAACUGACGUCGAACCUGAUGAUCUCAACGGGAUAGACUAUGAUUAUUGA